UUAAACUUUGAUAAGCUACGAUAUUUCCAUUUGUUUAAAUUUGAAACAAGCUUUCACCCCUAUUUAAAAGUCACACAAAUUAAUCCACCCACGACCCUCUCUCAAGUAUUAUUAUUUAUAUGCCCAUAAUUUUGGAGAAUUACUCGUCAUUCUCACUCACUCUUUAGAAUCACCAAGUUCUAACCAUUCUCUCAACCUCACCAAGUCCUACUAACCAUUCUCUCAACCUCCAAAAGAUGUGGAAGCUUCACUGCAUGAUCAUUUGCUUAAUGGCUGCAUGCCUUCUUGCAAGCAGCUUCAAUGUUUCAUUCACUGAAGUUGCUAACGCAACUCAAAGACGAGCAGUGUGUAUGGACGGCUCACCGGCUGGCUAUUAUUACUCUGCCGGGUCAGGAGACGGGGCCAAGAAUUGGCUCCUCUUUCUCAUGGGAGGUGGAUGGUGUGAUAACGUUGAUGAUUGCCAAAGCAAACUGAAUCAAUCUUUAGGCAGUAGCAAAUUCAUGCCAUCUAAAACAUUCUCAGAAGUUCUUAGCCCAAACAGCCAAAUCAACCCGGAUUUCUAUAAUUGGAAUAGGAUUUUCGUGGCCUAUUGUGACCAAUCAUCAUUCCUCGGUGACACCGAGUUUGAUGGCCAAGGACCGAGACUUCAAUUUCGAGGAUCCAGGAUUUUUGAUGCGGUUGUUGACGACCUUUUGGCUAAAGGGAUGGGCGUCGGAGAGAAUGCUAUUCUUUCCGGUAUAUCGGCAGGGGGGCUUGCGACUAUCUUACAUUGUGACGGCUUUCGAGCACGUCUCCCCGAUGUGGGCAGAGUGAAAUGCCUCUCGGAUGGGGGAUUUUUCUUUCGAGGAGAGAAUGUCCUUAAUGCCGACUACAGAGAGAAAUAUUUUGCCUCCGUAAUUACGCUCCAUAAUAUAUCCAGCCUCCUUCCCGUGACAUGCACUGAGAGAAUAGAUCCGAGUUUGUGUUUCUUCCCCGAAAAUCUAGUCAGAGACAUUCAAACUCCAAUCUUUAUAUUGGAUAGUGCAUUUGAUGCAUAUCAGGUGAGAUUCCGUUUGGUACCUCCAAGUUCUUAUGACCGCAUAAGAUGGGAUUUGUGCUUGGGGAAUAUCAGUACUUGUACAAGUACGGAUAAACAAUUAAUAACUGAUUUUGGGGGCGCAUUUUUAAAAGCUGUUAGAGAGAUCUCAAAUAAUCCAACAAUAGGCAUGUUUAUACAUGCAUGCCUCAUUCACACUGUCUUAAUUGAUGGACGUUUUUGGACCCCCAAUUCAACGAUCAAAUUGGGAAAUUUGAGCAUACAAGAGGCCUUUGCAAAUUGGUACUUUGACAGAGAACCAGUUACACUUAUUACUACUGCUAAUUUUUUAGAGAUAUGUACUAAGAAAAAAAAUGUUAUGAUCCAAUGAAUUAUGCAAUAUGCUCAGUUUUCUAUAAA
Molecule: messenger RNA, 1435 nt
Organism: Salvia splendens (bonfire salvia)
Lineage: Eukaryota; Viridiplantae; Streptophyta; Magnoliopsida; Lamiales; Lamiaceae
Product: pectin acetylesterase 8
Exons: 13
Coding region: 237-1406 (389 amino acids)
Biological process (GO): cell wall organization
Cellular component (GO): plant-type cell wall
Molecular function (GO): pectin acetylesterase activity
Source: RefSeq, a predicted model, not a curated record